This is a messenger RNA of Tribolium madens (black flour beetle), 1308 nucleotides long. Its product is annotated as probable rRNA-processing protein EBP2 homolog. Gene Ontology annotation, cellular component: nuclear periphery; nucleolus; preribosome, large subunit precursor. Lineage: Eukaryota; Metazoa; Arthropoda; Insecta; Coleoptera; Tenebrionidae. Gene Ontology annotation, biological process: rRNA processing; ribosomal large subunit biogenesis. The record is from RefSeq and is a predicted model, not a curated record. The coding region runs from base 248 to 1141 and encodes 297 amino acids. The transcript has 3 exons.
UGAGGUUGGAUUGUUUUUUGACAGUUAGUUUGUUAAUUUCAAUUUGGUGCGAUUUUUGCCUUUAUAGCCACUAAAAUAAAGGUUAGAAUUGCUGAAAAUUGAUUUUUCAGUAAGAAGCAAUUAUAGUCCUUAUGCCACUUCAUUAUAAAUUCAUUUUUAAUGAAACUUUUUUGAAAUUGUCAUAAGUUAGGUUAUGUUGUUCACGUGUUGGUGAAGACAAGUUUUAUAUUAGUUUAAAUAAGUCAAAAUGAGUUCUAGUGAAUCUGAGCUUAGUGAUAGUGAUGUUGAGUUACAAGAAGCUUUCGCGGAGGGACGUCUCAAACCAGGGUUAAACACAGUCGAAACAGCCCCCAAACAAUUCGUCAACAAUGUCGGUGGCCUUCGGCAAAAACUGGCGGAGUUCAAAUCAAGCCUCCCCUGGAUCGAAAACCUGGAUUUAGUGAACAAGCAAGCCCCCUUGGCGCCGGAACUGGCCGCCCAAAUGCUUAUCCAUGAGGAAAAACGCGAAAAUCAGCUGAAAAACAACAAAAAAUUGCCCCAGGUUGACCCUAGUGUGGACCCCGUUUUGAACGAUUUCAAACGCGAGACGAUGUUCCACCGGCAGGCUCAAGCCGCCGUCAUGGAGGCCUUCCCGCGGAUCAAAGCCCUAGGGCUCAAAACCAUCCGUCCCGACGAUUAUUUCGCCGAAAUGGCCAAAACUGAUGAACACAUGCAAAAAAUCCGCGCGCACUUGAUGCAGAAACAAGUGGCGAAACAACGCAGCGAGAGGGUGAAACAGUUGAGGGCGCAGCGAAAGGAAGGCAAAAUGAUGCAAGUUCAGGCCAAACUCGAACGACAGAAAGAAAAGAAGGCGAUGUUGGACCAAGUGAAGAGAGUGAGGAAGGGGCAAAGCAAGGAUUUGGGGUUCUUAGACGGGAGAAACAAGUCGAAGAAGGCGAUUGAAAAGAGGAAGGUUAGGGAUAAAAAAUUCGGGUUUGGGGGCAAGAAAAGGGGGAGCAAGUUGAAUACUAAGGACAGUGCAGCGGAUAUUAGCGAGUACAGGAGGCCCAAGAAACCGGUCGUUGGGAAUAAAGGGAAAGGGGCCAGCAAGAGGCCCGGGAAGAAUCGGAGGAUCAAGAAUAAAGCAAAGGGCAAACGAUAAAUAAAGUUUUUAUGAAAUGUUUGAUGUUUCAUUUUUGAAUGUCACAUUUGACGUUUUUGGACAUUGUUGCCAAUGUAACAAAACAAUUUUAGAUUAUAUGGAUUAUUUUGGCAUUUAUAUUUAAAGAUUUUGAUGUAAUUUUUUGUAAUAAAUGGUUCUUAACACUU